Molecule: messenger RNA, 556 nt
Organism: Gigantopelta aegis
Lineage: Eukaryota; Metazoa; Mollusca; Gastropoda; Neomphalida; Peltospiridae
Exons: 4
Coding region: 59-550 (163 amino acids)
Source: RefSeq, a predicted model, not a curated record
UUUUUUUAUUAUCCCGCGGCGUUUCUCUUAACAGGGGAAACGUUUAACCGAGAUUGCGAUGGGUCGUGUUAUGUGCAUGGAAAUGUGCUUACGUCAAUCCAGGGAAUAUCCGACGACACCAAACCCUCGGAGUGAAAACGCUCUUCCGAGAUGCAAUGGGUCGUGCGAUGUGGAUGGACAAGGGAUUCUCCCAAUCCCAGGGAUGCCCCACGACACCAAAGCCGUGGCGGCGUUUCUCUUAAUGCAGGGGAAACGUUUAACCGAGAUUGCGAUGGGUCGUGUUAUGUGCAUGGAAACGUGCUUACGUUUAUCCAGGGAAUAUCCGAUGACACGAAACCCUCGGAGUGAAAACGCUCUUCCGAGAUGCAAUGGGUUGUGCGAUGUGGAUGGACAAGGGAUUCUCCCAAUCCCAGGGAUGCCCCACGACACCAAAGCCGUGGCGGCGUUUCUCUUAAUACAGGGGAAACGUUUAACCGAGAUUGCGAUGGGUCGUGUUAUGUGCAUGGAAACGUGCUUACGUCAAUCCAGGGAAUAUCCGACGAUAUCCUAAUCCCAC